GCUACCACAGAGCAUUCUGCUUCGCAGAUAGGCAGACGGCGGCUGCUGCAUGACACGACAUUUAAGACCGCGACGACGAAAUCUGCACGGUCAGUGUUCAGUGAUAGACUUGCCCGAAAUUUUUGAGGCCAGUGCACGAUACUGGGGUGACGUCUCUAAAAAGUUCCUCGCCACUUGUCGUUACUGUGCAGAAUCCCGGAGGAUUCAAAUAGACGAGAGGGGCAGGACAGUGACAGUCUAAGAGCGACUUUGGUGAAAGAUGAGUCACGUCGCGGUUCUCGGAGCAGGAAUCUCGGGCCUAGCGACCGCCAGACGUCUGAAUGAUGCUGGUUACCAGGUCACGGUGUUCGAACGAUCAGAUAAGCUGGGCGGUACUUGGGCAUACACUCCCAGCACGUGGCUGGAUGAUGACGGCAGACCGGUGUACACCAGCAUGUAUGAGAACUUGGUCACCAACCUUCCGAAGCAGCUGAUGACGUUUCCAGGCUUCCCCUUCCAUGAUGUGGAUGACUCAUACGUGCGUUCAGAAGAAAUACUAAAAUAUAUCAACAGUUUCGCCGACAAAUUUGGAAUCAGAAAACUCAUCAAGUUCCAGCAGCACGUGGAGAAGGUCAGCCCACGCGGGUCACGCUGGGCAGUGGAAGUCACCGACCUGCGGACACGCCAGUUGCACACCUACGAGUUCGACUCCGUUGCUGUGUGUACCGGACAAUUCUGGUGUCCCAAGUACCCAGCGGUGGAGGGGCGCGACCUGUUCCGCGGCCGGCAGUCGCACUCCCACGAGUACCGGAGGCCGGAGCCCUUCAAGGGCCGCCGGGUGCUGGUGGUGGGCGGCGGGCCCUCCGGCUUCGACCUCGCCCUCAACAUAUCGGCCGUGGCUGAGCAGGUAAUCAUCAGUUACCAUCCAGAAACUGCUCAGAAAGGCCAGUUCCCCGAUAAUGUCAUCGAGAAACCGACGUUGGUAUCUCUGUCUGAGUACGCUGCCACUUUCGAAGACGGGACAUCCGCAGAGAUAGACGAUGUUUGUUACUGCACUGGUUACCGGUACAGAUUCCCAUUCUUGACUCCGGAGUGCGGGGUCACUGUGGAAGACAAGCACGUGCGCCCUCUGUACCACCAGGUGGUGCACAUCGACCGCCCGACGAUGGCCUUUAUCGGUGUGCCGUACUACGCCUGCCCUUGCAUGCUCUUCGAUGCGCAGGCGCAGUUCUGGGUGGCGGUGCUGGACGGCAGGUGCCAGCUGCCAGACCCGGCCGCGAUGCGCCGCCAGGAGCAGGAGGACGUGGAGCGGCGGCGCUCGCAGGGGGUGCUGCCGCACAACAUGGCCGCCUUCCAGCGGGAGUACGUCGACCGGCUGGCGGAGCUGUCGGGCGCCAGCCUCACGCCGCGCUACUACCACAACAUGUUCGAGGCCGUCGGCUUCGACUUCCUCAAGGACCUGCAGAACUACAGGAAGAACAAGUACAGGAUCGUGGGUGACGAAAAUUACGAGAAGGUCCUGUGAGGGCGGAGGAGUGAGAGACGCUACGAAGUUUUGCUAUUAUUAUACUCUCCAUGUAUAAUCGACAAUACCCUCCUGUUUACAAGAUUUAGAUAGCUUUCCCUUGCUUCCAACAUUUUUGUACCUGUUUAAUGCAUACUGAUUAAUAAAAAGCAAUGAUAAUGUAAACCAA
This is a messenger RNA of Schistocerca cancellata (South American locust), 1673 nucleotides long. RefSeq names its product senecionine N-oxygenase-like. The coding region runs from base 260 to 1504 and encodes 414 amino acids. The record is from RefSeq and is a predicted model, not a curated record. The transcript has 8 exons. Gene Ontology annotation, molecular function: flavin adenine dinucleotide binding; N,N-dimethylaniline monooxygenase activity; NADP binding. Lineage: Eukaryota; Metazoa; Arthropoda; Insecta; Orthoptera; Acrididae.